GUCCUGGAGCGGAAGCGCAAGGCCCGCGCCGAGCUGGCCGAGCGCAGGGCUGGCAAGCCCCUCUUCCAUCAGCUCCAGCAGCUGGGGGGCAAGAUGGCGGCGGUCGACAAGAAGUUGGGACGACAGCGAGACGAGGUCGUCCCCGACCUCGAGCGGCGGUUGGCCCGGGCGCAGGAGCAGGGGUGGAUCUGGGCACGGGAGCUGGAGUCGCUGCGGCAGGAGACGGCUGCCUUGGCCCAGCGCCUGGCCCAGCAGCAGCAGCAGCCUGCCUACGGUGGCAUUCCCGUCGUGGCCGUGCAGGAGCAUGGCGAGCCAGCAGACUGGCUUCAGGUGAGGGGCAUCGGCUGGGUCGCUUCUUUCGCGCUGUACCUCUUCACAGGCAAGCCCGUCACGUGGCAUCUGAAUGCAGCCGUCUUGGAUGAGGUAGUUCACUGGAUUGCGCAGCUUUGCCUCCGGUGGAUCGCCGUGGGCGAUUUCAGCCACGAGUCAGUUGUGAAGCAGGGCAUGGAGUCUUUCGUGGAUCGCGCGAUCGACUUCUUCUGGUUGGAUGGUCGGUUGGCCUCCGUCCUCGACCCCGCGCAGUCAUUCGAGCACAUGCCCUGCUGGCCGCACAGGCCCACGUGGAUCCGAUCAGCCAAGCCUUGGCGCGCCUACAGGGUGAAGGCGCUCAAGGGACCUCGCCAGUAUACCACCGAGCGGCCGCCGCCGGUUGCUCAGCCUACCGCGCCCUUGGAGUACCCCAAGGUGGACCUCGAGAGGGGCCCCCGGCAGCAGCAGCAGCUCGAUGCGGGCUGGCAGCGCUUCUGCACGGCCGCGGAGGCGGAGCUGCGCGCGCUGUUCGGCUGGGGCCAGGCCGAUGCGCGGAGGUACGAAGGUCGGGGUUUGGCCCCCGAGGUGGUGGAGGGACAGCUGCCCCCUCAGAGGCAGUGUCCCAUCGCGGAGCGAGGGCCCGCGAGGGCCUGGAGGCGGGCCGCGGGCGCGUUGGCUUGGAUAGGAGGUCUCGCGCCAGCUGAGGCGCGCCUGGCGCAAGCUGCAGUUGGCACGGCACCACUGCACGUGGAACCCUGGGGCGUCUUCCUGGCCCCCGUGCUGCGCGAGGCGUCGAACCGCGUGCCCACGGUCGGCAUCGCUAAGCUGAUGCUCCAACUGCAGCGGUUCACCAGGAGCCGCGCCCAGACCCUGGAGCAGGGGCCCACGCGCCAGCGAGCAGCUCGAUCCUAUGAGAAGUUGAGCGACAACUAUCCUGGAUCAGGAGGCUACUUGUGCAAGAUAUGUCACUGGAGGCACGCCUGGAAGGGGCCAAUUUCUUCGGUGCGCAAGGUCAAACUGGCAGCGAACCCUCGGAGUGCAGUCAACACGGAGGCCCAGGAGUGGGCAUCCACAUGGGGGGCAGACGACGGCAGCUACGACAGACUGUGGCAGGCCCAGGGCGCGCAGCUGGAGCGCCACAGUGAUGCAGUACAGCUUCCACUGGAUGCACAGCAGGUGCGUGCCAUACGUCGCAGCUACAAGUGGCGCACUGGGUUCGGACUUGGACGCCUG
Molecule: messenger RNA, 1542 nt
Organism: Prorocentrum cordatum
Lineage: Eukaryota; Dinophyceae; Prorocentrales; Prorocentraceae
Source: the annotation of a GenBank genome assembly